AUGACAGAAAUAGCUCUGGCACCGUUUGCCAUUCUAUCAACUCCCCAAGAGCUCAGAAGUGCCAGCAUAGCACGAACAAAGCUUCUCCAGGCCACCAUUCCAAUCCGCUCAAGUCAACCCUUCAGCUGCGUUUGCGACGUUAACAUCGCUGCCGGUGGCAGACUCUACAUCAACGCCAUUGCGGUGCUUCCGAGAGAUUAUCAUCGGGAAAACUUGCAAACUCGGGCCGAACUCAUGCAUCGUCACUGCAGACCAAACGCUGGAUACAAAGGCCAAGGCGAUGGCGCGGACCUCUUCCACAGCGUGAUUGUCGGCGACAUCUGCUGGAUAGCUGCGAAUGCAACCACUUUAUCAGGAGUGGCUCCGGACGACCACAGUCUUUGA
This is a messenger RNA of Ogataea haglerorum, 384 nucleotides long. RefSeq lists its product as uncharacterized. Lineage: Eukaryota; Fungi; Ascomycota; Pichiomycetes; Pichiales; Pichiaceae. The transcript has 2 exons. The record is from RefSeq and is a predicted model, not a curated record. Bases 1 to 384 code for a protein of 127 amino acids.